GGGGGGGGUGGCUGCAGAGACAGAGGGAGCAAGCGGUGAGAACACAGACAGAGGCAACCAGCAAUGGCUCACUAAUGAGAGAUGGACAGUGUGGAUUGUAUCUCAUUACCAAUCAACAUAGCUUUGAGUUCUCUGGAGAGGGAAAAUGCGAGCUGUAAUGUGUGCUGCAUGUGGUCCUUUUUGAUAAACCCAGCUUGUGUGGUGGAGCAUUAGUCACAGCAGUAUCAGAGCUGUUGGAAAUCCACACACACUGCCCUCUGUUCGUUUUGGUUAGGAGUUUCCUCUGAAUAGUACAAUGGGACUUAAUUACAGGUCAGCGGCAUGUCUCAGGGAGAUAGAGGGAGCUCUGUUACCCUUCCAAAUACAGUAUAAUGCCAUCUUCCCAAGGGUAGGGUGGGGUAACAAGAGCUCCACACAAAAAGGUGCUGAUAGGCUGAACCUGAGAAUGGUAUAAGGUGAUCCAGGCAGAGAAAGUGAGCGUUUUACACUAAAAGAGGGAGAAAAGAUAAAGGACUACAUUAACUCUCAAAGGUUUUCUCCCAUUCAGUUUGCCCUCUUUCCUUUCCAGUCCGCUUCCAAGUUAUCAUUCCCUGCCAGCUUUCUUUGACAAAAGCAAAAGUCUGGUCAAAGACGGAGAAAUCUCGAAUUUGCAGAUCAAAAUCAGAUCCUGCUUAACACAGAGAGUCUAUGUAAACAGCUACAGUAGAAAUCCCACUGCGACACAGAGUUUAACACCACCUGUUGGGGCUGUUAGAGGGUUAAACAUGCUCACGGUUGCAUUUUGUGAAAAGAAAAGGAAUAGCCAACAUCAGUGGCAUUUAAAAACUAUAUUAUAUUUGCAUUUUCCGUGACAUUUAUACUGCCUGAACCUAAUACAAAAUUGAAUUGAAGGAAAAUAUAUGUUUUUGUGGGGCUGGGACAGUGAUAUAAACACAGUUAAAAUAUCAACAGGUGAGCAAAUGGAGCAUAAAAUAAUAAUUAUAUAUAUAUAUAUUCAUAAUAAUAAAGUGCAUUUGUAAAGCACUUCUCAAAACCAGAGAGAAAGAGAGAAAGUAAAGAAGAAAAUAAAACAUACACAUACAAAGUGAGAAUAGUAAACCCUUCACUAAAAAUAUGUUUUCAGAAGUGAUUUAAAAGAGGACACUUAUUUUAAAAAGCUCUGACUAUGCAGAUCUCUUACUUCUAAGUGAUGGAACAAAUGCUAAAAAUAGUGAAUAGACAACAUGCACACUCUGGCCUUUAACUAUUAGUAACUUGGAGCAGAGAUAUGUCUUGCAGUUUAAAGUUUAGAUGAUACAAGGGAUCUUUUCUGGCUCAGUGGUUAAACCCUGUUCAUGGUCAGUUUCCCUGUUUUACAAGGUUCUGACAUUACAAGGUUCUGAGUUCGAUACACGUUCAGGGCAGCACUCCUAAUAACAUUUAAGAAAAUCAUUGGCUGCUGCCUGCCCUCCCUCCAUGACAUCCACACCUUCAGGACCAGGAAACGGGCCAGGGGCAUCCCGACUGACCCCUCACACCCACAUGUUCCAGCCCCUCCCCUCUGGGAGGAGAUCCCAGACAAUUAAAACCAAUACCACCAGACACAAGAACACGUUCUUCCCCUGAGCCAUAAAACUCAUAAACUCCUAAGCCAACUACCCUGUCAGCCGACAGACCUGCUGCUAUCUGCCCCUGCACCUGCCACUUCACCCCCCACCCACCCCUCCAGUCUGCGUAUUAGUGUCAUCAUAACAGUGUCUGUGUUUUAUAUUAAAUUGUUAAAUUUUUAUUUAUGUGUAAAACUUUUUAGUGAACCCACCCAGCAUACCAGUGUCUAUGUUAUGUAUUAUGUGAUUUUUUUUUACUGAAUAUAAAUGUCUGCACAUUUUGGAGGCUGAACCAAGAUAAAAAUUCCUUGUAUUUUUAUACUUGGCAAAUAACUGAUCCUUGAAUCCUACAACAGCGCUCUCUAGUGGCAUGGCUCUAUUCAGUGUAUCUCCUGUGGCUCUAUGCAUUAUGUUCAACUUUGGCCUAAAAUUUUUAACUACAUGCUUCAACAUUAUUAAUAGUUUUGAAUAAUCAUAAUCCAAACAAAAGGAUAAGAAGGGCUUCUGUGUGUCCGGAAAUAUAGUUUUACAGCAAAAUCAGAAAUAUCUUCAUGUAUAAAUGCAUCUCGCAACUUUUCUGUUUGGUUUUCUUUUUCUAAUAUUUCUAUGUGCGCUUUGAGAGGUGAUCUGUUGUCUCUGCAGCCCUGUGUGCGACUGUAACAUCCCCUCUGUUUUAUUUAUUGUUUUUAAAUUGCACUUUGGACACUGUUGGGGACUGAGGGAGUGGGGACAAAGUUCACAGGGCGCAUGUAAGGAGGAGGGGGUGAAGAGGAAGAAGGUUAAAAAAAAGAAAAUUGACCUUUGAAAGCAAAACAGCAGGUGAAGAGCUAAAAACCAGGCAGCUCAGGACACAUCGGGAGUAAAUUCAACACAAGGAAAAUGAAAGUAUUUGUCUUAAACUGAAGAGGGAUUACAAAUGUAAUGGAGCCCAAUGCUGCCUGUCUGGCUGUGGUUUGAGUGUGUAAACUGCACAUGAGAGCAGUGUGUUUGUUUGCGAGGCGGUAGCGAGGUGAGGCAUCAGAGUAAUGGAGGGAGAGGAGAGGUCCGGGGCAGCUAAGGCGAGGACGAGUCGUCUGACCGCUCUUCAGGAGCAGCUGAUCUGGGCCCUGCUAGGAUCCGGACUAUCCCGGGACGUCCUGGUCCAAGCCAUGGGGGAACUGGAGCGAGACAGGGCGGCUGCUGGCGCCGAGAAGGGGGAGAGAGGGGAUGGAGAGAGCUCCGAGGAGGGAGAAAUGGAUUUCCCACCGCCCAUAUUCCGAGAUUUGGAGAAGCUUCCCCCAGAGGCGGCAGCCAAACUGAGGACUGAAGUCGACCGGCUACUGCAGGAGGACCCCUGGUGUGUCGCAAAAAUGGUGAAAAGCUACAUGCAGCAGCACAAUCUCCCUCAGAGAGAGGUGGUAGAGUCCACAGGACUCAACCAGUCCCACCUCUCCCAGCACCUCAACAAAGGCACGCCCAUGAAGAACCAGAAGAGAGCUGCUCUGUACAGCUGGUACGUCAAGAAGCAAUGCGAGAUCAGCCAGCAAUUCACCAAUGCCAAACACGGCCUUGCAUCCGUGGAGGACCAAGGAGAGGACACCAGGAAAGGACGGAGGAACAGGUUCAAAUGGGGUCCAGCGUCCCUGCAGAUCCUCUUCCACGCCUACGAACGACAAAAGAACCCCAGCAAGGAGGAGAGAGAGGGGUUGGUGGAUGAUUGUAACAGGGCAGAGUGUCUGCAGAGGGGGGUGUCUCCCUCCCAGCUUGCUGGCCUGGGCUCCAACCUGGUCACGGAGGUCCGGGUGUACAACUGGUUUGCAAACCGUCGCAAAGAAGAGGCCUUCCGUCACAAACUGGCCCUCGACACGCCUUUCACCAACCAGCCUGCCUCCUCUUCUAACCCCCCCCUUCCACCAAGUCCUGAGCACGGUGUGAAAUUUAGUCAGCAAAUCCCAUGUGACACCCUGAGCUCAGCCAGAGGUAGCGGAGUGGAAAGAGUGGGACGCCUGGUGGUCAGCCCUGUCCAACUGGAGCCCAGCCACACACUCCUCGAGGCCCACAAUCCCAAGCCGGUGUCCAGCGGUGGCCCGCUGCCCCCAGUAAGCACUCUGACCUCACUGCACAGUCUGUCCACCUCCCCUAUGUCCUCACAAGGCGUCAUCAUGGCCUCACUGCCCAGCAUCAUGAGUCUGGGAGAGUCCUCACUUCUCAUUGGUUUAGCCUCCACGCAGCCUCAGACCAUACCUGUCAUAAACAAUGUGGGAGGCAGUUUCACCACUCUGCAGCCAAUCUCAUUCCAGCAGCAGCUUCACACCUCCCCCCAGCAGCAAAUAUCACAGCAGCUCCACAGUCACAUGGGUGCCAGUCCAUUCAUGGCAACCAUGGCACAGCUGCCAUGUCACAUGUACAACAAGUCUGAUUCGCCCCAGUACCACUCGUCUGGUCUGCUGUCUCAAGCCAUGGUCAUCGCUGACAGCAGCAGCCUGGGGACGCUGACCAGCCUCGCUGCUGUCAGACAGAUUCUAACAGCAGAUCCCGAGGAACAGACGGAUCCGUCCUUACAGGAAGAAUCUCUGCACCUGCAGCCCCCCACACCUGUACCAGCUUCCUCCGAAAGCCUUGAGCUUUACCCCGCUUCUCAGACGACAGAAAGCCAUCAGUCUCACCUCCUCUCAUCUUCACCAACAGACAUCAGCUCCUACAUUCCUACACAAAUGGUCUCUACUGCGCAGUAGGACUGCCUUGGCAAUGUAGUGUCUCCUCACUAACAGCUGGACUCAUGAGCGUGGUCGUGUUUGAAAUGGACAGAUACCUCGGGUGUAACUUUCCACAGAAACCACAUCAAAUUUUGAAGAGGAUUUCUGGGGUCACGCACCACAAGGAUGAUUCAGCUUUGAUGUUUCAGAGACUCAAACUCCAUACCACUGUAAUACGAACAAGGGUCGACAUUAGAGAAGAUUCACUUUUGAUACAACAGGGAAUCAAAUGAAAAAUC
Molecule: messenger RNA, 4560 nt
Organism: Thunnus maccoyii (southern bluefin tuna)
Lineage: Eukaryota; Metazoa; Chordata; Actinopteri; Scombriformes; Scombridae
Gene: hnf1a
Product: HNF1 homeobox a
Exons: 10
Coding region: 2612-4300 (562 amino acids)
Biological process (GO): positive regulation of DNA-templated transcription; liver development; insulin secretion
Cellular component (GO): nucleus
Molecular function (GO): DNA-binding transcription factor activity, RNA polymerase II-specific; RNA polymerase II cis-regulatory region sequence-specific DNA binding
Source: RefSeq, a predicted model, not a curated record